CACCAGUGGGUCUGCAACGAAAAGAGAGUGCAUAAAGUGUACACUUAUGAGCUUUGCAGUAGGAUCUUGACCAGAUUUUCUUGUACAAUUUGUCAUACACUGAAAUUUUCUGUAAAAUAAAAACGUAGUACAUAAAUAAAACUAUAUGCUACUCCUUAUAUUUUAUUUUUUAAUUUCCAAAUUUAGAAGACCCCCAACCGACUCUAUCACUCUUUCUUCAUCCAUUCUUCGAAUUCCAGACAAUAUGUCCCCUGCAAUCUCCUACAAUCACAGCCAUAAAAACUCCCUCUCUCUCCAUCCCCAAAUCAACAAUCUCAGAAACCCCAACCCUAACCCUAACCCCAGCAUCGACGCGGACGAGAAAAACCCUAAGCCCCUCAGUGCACAACAAUACCUUCACGGUAUUCGACUCCCUAGCGACUCAGCCAUGGCUGAGCCAAACAACAACGCCUCUCCUCAUUCUACACCGCUAGCAAUCGACGGAUCGGACGAAGACUCGGCCUUGUCGAAGUCCGUGUUCCUCAGUCGGCAAGAAGUCCUGAAACGCCGGUCUCGCCGCCUGAAGCAGCUCGCGACGGUCUACAAGGACCAUUACUGGACUUUAAUGGACGAUCUCAAGCACAAGUACAGAGAAUACUACUGGGAGUACGGGAAGAGUCCGUUUCAAGAGGACGAGGAGAGAGAGAAUCUGGAUCGGAAGAACUGUGCACAGGGUACUAGAGAGGACGCGAACCGGAGCAAUAAUGGGAAUGGUGGGAAAUUGGGGUUGGGAUUGGGGGUGAAUGUGAGCCGGUGUGCGGUGAAUGGGUGCAAGGCGAAGGCCAUGGCUUUGACCAAGUUUUGUCAUUUGCAUAUAUUGUCCGAUGCCAAGCAGAAGCUCUACAAGGGUUGCAACUACGUUACCAAGAGUGCACCAGCGGGACCUAUAUUCUGCAUGAAGCCAAUACUGAGAUCCACCGUUCCUUCUCUCUGCCCUCUUCAUCUUCAAAUGGCUGAAAAACAUUUGACACGAGCUCUGAAGAAGGCGGGUCUUAAUGUCACUUCUACAAGUAAGCUUGCUCCCAAGUUGCACGUCAUAGUUGCAGAAUAUGUCCGCCAAAUCCAAAUGAAAAGGAGAGCUGGACAGAAGGCAAUUGUUAAUAGAGUUGAAAUAAAGGAGGAAAAAAAUUGAAAUUAAGGCGAUAUCACUCAUUAAGGCUUUGGAUUGUAUGUUAAAAGUUUGUAUAGGUUUGUGCAAUUGUUAGAACAGACAUAUGACGGGUUUUGGGACUUCGCGACAUCUCUAGUACAAUGGAGCAAUUUGAAGAUGUGGAUGAGACAUGGACUUGUGCCUUAAAGUACGACUUUGUGCCUAUUGAAGGUGGAAGAAGCCAGAGGAAAAAGAUGGGUUACUCAGCUGGUGGUGGGAUCUACUUGUAUUAAGAUAGAACCAUGGCGAAUGAUAACAUACAUGGACAAAAUCAUUAUAUGCAGAUGUUGGGGGGUGGUGAAAGUUGAAAUUUGUGGUACUAACUGUGUUUUACCAUCCAUUUUUCAAAAUGCCAAAUAAGAUCGAUGCAUCAUUGUUGAGAAGUCCAAAUUCAACGUUAAACCUAUGAUUGUAAAUAAUAUUUUGUCCUGUUUAUAUUGCU
Messenger RNA from Cornus florida, 1631 nucleotides. RefSeq lists its product as uncharacterized. Bases 146 to 1171 code for a protein of 341 amino acids. The record is from RefSeq and is a predicted model, not a curated record. The transcript is spliced from 3 exons. Gene Ontology annotation, cellular component: NSL complex. NCBI's taxonomy places the organism in Eukaryota, Viridiplantae, Streptophyta, Magnoliopsida, Cornales, Cornaceae.